UUUCUCUUUCUCUCUCUCCCCUCCCUGUUUCUCUCUCUAUCUCCCUCUCUCCGAAACGGGUUCUGAUUCAACCUGCACGUGGAGGGACUCAGGAAGAAGAAAACAGAGCGAGAUCUGACCCAUUUUUUCAAUCUCACAUUUUUUGGGUUUCUACAUAAUUUGGAAUUGAAUUCGGAGACCCUUUUUCAAAAGGGGUCUUCUUCUCUACAAAUCUCCUUACCUCUCUACACUGGUUGCUAGGAUUUUGUAGUUGGAGCCAUGGCGGUUGAGAUUGCGGGAUUUGAGAUGGUUCAAGGACCGAUUGAGAACGGCGUUGAAGGAGGCAAAUCUGUUGCGCAUGAACAGGAGAAUGGAAAGCUGGAACAAGAUCUGGGAGCUGGUGAGGCCAUCAAAUUUGGCUCACAUGGAGAUGAAUCUGCUAAAGGGGAAGCUAAUGAUGUUGUUGAUUCCAAUACCCCGAAGAACGCUGCUGAAGAGUGGCCUGCGCCUAAGCAGAUUCAUUCGUUCUAUUUUGUCAGGUGCAGGCCUUAUGAUGAUCCAUCCAUCAAAACUAAGAUUGAUCUGCUUGAUAAAGAGAUCAGCAAGAAAAAUCAAGCUCGGUUUCAGAUCACUGAAGCACUGAAGGCAAAGCGGUCGGAACGAUCAGAGUUGAUUUCUCAGAUUAAGAUUCUAAGAGGUGACAGCAAGCAAUUUCAGACUAUCUUUGAUGAGAAAAUGAAGGAGAUUGAGCCUCUGCAGCAGGCUCUGGGAAAGAUGCGUAAUAAUCGCAGUGGUAUAUGCUCAUCUGAGGAGGAACUCAAUGAUGUUAUAUAUAGCUUACAGUACCGCAUUCAGCAUGAGAGCAUUCCAUUGACUGAGGAAAAGCAAAUCCUCCGAGAAAUCAAGCAGCUUGAAGGGACAAGGGAGAAAGUUAUUGCUAACGCUGCAAUCAGGACCAAGUUGCAGGAUACUAUUGGGCAGAAAGAUGUCAUCCAAGAUCAGGUUAAGCUUAUAGGUGGGGAUUUGGAUGGUGUGAAGAAGGAGAGACAAGCGAUUCGGUCCAAAAUCCUUAAAAUUGAUGAUGAGCUGAAAACCAUCGACGCUGCUAUCCAGACUCUGCAGGAAGAGCUUGCAGGUGUUACUCAGAAGAGGGAACAGACUUUUGAGAGCAUUCAGAAGCUUAGGAAACAGCGCGAUGAGGGGAACUCUUAUUUCUACCAAAGUCGUACACUUCUGACCAAGGCACGAGAUCUGGCUGCUAAGAAAGAUGUUACUGCUCUUGAUGAACUUUCACAGACAGAGGUUGAGAAAUUCAUGUCACUUUGGAACGGUGGCAAAACUUUCAGGGAUGAUUACGAGAAGAGAAUCUUGUCAUCAUUGGACAUGCGACAGCUGAGUCGGGACGGGCGCAUGAGGAACCCUGACGAGAAGCCACUGCUGGAAGAACCAAAACCUGCUGUGACUGAGCCAUUACCAAGAGCCAUCGCGAAACAGCCAAAGGAGGAGCCUAAGCCUUCUCCGGUAGAAACUUUGGCUGCUCAGAAAGAAACCAAAACUAAAGGCAGGGAUUUGAAAACUAAGUCGGAUAAUGAUGAUUAUGAAUUUGAAAAUCCUCAUAAGGAUACCCCUGCUACGAAAGAGCCUGAAAUCGAUCCAGCAAAGGCGAAAGAGAUUAAAAGAGAAGAGGAAAUUGCAAAAGCAAAGCUGGCUGCGGAAAGGAAGAAGAAGUUGGCAGAGAAAGCUGCAGCCAAAGCAGCUCUCAAAGCUCAAAAGGAAGCUGAGAAGAAGCUUAAGGACCGUGAGAAGAAGGCGAAGAAGAAAUCAGGAGCUGUUACCAUUCCCCAGGAGGAACAGGAAGCUGCAGAGGUCGAGGCAACCGAACCCGAAAAGGUUAAUGAUGUUGUUGAGGCCGCGGCUCCAGUGAAGGAAAAGGUGACAAAGGAGAGCAGUCUGAGGUCUAGAAGCCGAGCAAAGGGACCAGAGUCGAUUCCAAAAGCUAUUCUGAAGCGCAAGAAGUCCAACAAUUACUUGAUAUGGAUUGCUGUUGCUGCUUUGUUAGUCGUGCUGCUGUUGGUGCUCGGAUACACCUAUGUUCUUUAAAUAAGAAGUUUAGUUCUAGAAGGAGCUGCGAAACCGAUUUUCCUAUUGGGUGGCUAGGUUUGUGAGGUAGCUUAAGUUAUUUCUGUUCUAUACAUCCUCUUAGGGGAGUUGAAUCGACAAAACACAUUUACUUUGUUGUGUGCUUUUGCUCCUGUCUUUUGGAAAAAAGCUAUAUACACUAGUUUGGAUACUUAAUUUUCAAAUUUUGUUCAGAUAUCAUGAGUUUUUAUUGGAAGGUUUGUUUUGUUUCAA
Vicia villosa (hairy vetch) is the source of this 2331-nucleotide messenger RNA. Its product is annotated as proton pump-interactor 1-like. The coding region runs from base 259 to 2079 and encodes 606 amino acids. Lineage: Eukaryota; Viridiplantae; Streptophyta; Magnoliopsida; Fabales; Fabaceae. The transcript has 8 exons. The record is from RefSeq and is a predicted model, not a curated record.